Molecule: messenger RNA, 18219 nt
Organism: Uranotaenia lowii
Lineage: Eukaryota; Metazoa; Arthropoda; Insecta; Diptera; Culicidae
Exons: 9
Coding region: 208-2721 (837 amino acids)
Molecular function (GO): nucleic acid binding
Source: RefSeq, a predicted model, not a curated record
UUUUUCAAAUUUUGAAGCCAGUUUCUUUGGUCUCCUCCUGCAGUCUCCAUACAUGUGGUUUGUCUCCGUUGUCUCGACAUAGACUCUGAAUCUUGCUGUUUGGAACUUCCCGGUUCGUUGAUCUCGUGUAAUCGUCAGUGCAGUGUAAUCUGGACCAAUCGGAAGUGCUGUCGAUACCCAAUAAUCUAUACGGUUUUUCUGUCUGCAAUGAUUCGCAAUCAAUCUUCCGGAGGUGGUGGCGGAAUGGGUCCGAAACCGGGACAGCAGCAGCAAGCUGGCAAUGUUCAACCGGGCCGUGUCAUGAUUAUCCUCCGGGAUCCCAAAUUCCCGGAUGACAUGAUCUUAGAGAUAGCCCGGCAGUUUGGGGCCGUGAAAGGCAUGCACCGGCCGGACAACAAUCACCAGAUGGUGUUCAUCCAAUUCGAGGAACCGGAAUGCGCUGGUCAUGCCAUUGCACAGAUGCGAAAUUAUCCGGUGUUCUUUACCGCUGAUUUUGCAUUACGCCACGAUCGUGAAAAAGACACCAAAAACAACCCGGGUGGUCAAAAGAAUGCGGAUGGAUUAGUAGGUCAACCUCUGUUCAUGUUAAAUCAACAUGAUCAGUUUCGAUUUCAUAAUCGACCACAAGCCCCACCAUGGGCACCAUUUUUCAGAAUGGGACCCCCCUUCAACAUCCCUCAAACCGUGCCCAAUUUUCAGCAACCAACGCCGAACUUUCAGAUCCGGAAUCAUCCAUUUCAGCCGAAGCCAACACUAGAAUCGUGCUUCUCGUUGCCUCCGGAAUCCACGAAUCAACACCGGCAAAACAAAGGUGGACAAAACAAUCGUCCGUUCAAUGGUCCAAACAACAACGGGAAUUAUGCUUCCAAUUCAUCAGAGAAUGAGUCUCCACAAAAAAUGUCUCUGGAAUCGCAAAUGCCGGCAUUCCCACUUGGUUGCUGGAACUGCACCAAAAUGCCCAAUUUUGAGUGCCAAUGUGGCGCUUACUACUGCGAUGCCAUCUGCCAGCGGACGGACUGGCCCAGGCACAAAGCUAUUUGUAUGCCCCGCUUGGUUCCCAUUUCUUAUUCCAACAAACGUAUGUUGGCUGAAGCGAAUGCAUUCAAAGAGUUCCAAACAGCCAGUCUCCAUUCGUAUUCGAACGACGCUACUAGCAAUUACGGUAACGACCAAGGGUAUCAGAAUCACCAGGAUCAAAACCGCAACAAAAACAAGCAACAGCACCAAAAUAACAAACAGAACAAACAACAGAAUCAAAACUAUAAGAAUCAAUCCAACAGGUCUAGCGAAGAACCGGCGCAAAACAAUAGCCAUUUCAAUAAGAAAAACAAUGAAAACAAAAAUAAAAAUGACAACAAAAGGUCCAAUAAAAAUGAUCAAAAAGAAUCGCCAAAAGGGCAACCCCAAUCGGUGGUUUCUCCGAAGGAAGAUAACAAGGUCAGCAUGCUGAGUAACAAACUAGAACGGCUGAAGGUUGCCAGAUCUACCGUCGGGGCCAAUAAACCGGCUGUAAGCAAGGUCCUAAAAUCCGGACGCUUUCCACCGGAAGGUGCACGGGUGAAAAUCACUGCUACCUUACCGUCGGGUGUCGUGUACAUCUACCACAUCAACGGACAGGGCGGAAAAUCCGAAUACUACGAGCUGAACACCAAGCUUCACAUUGCGGCUCAAGAUGCCGACCCGCUUCAACAGCAACCCAAAAUCGACGAUAUCAUUUUUGCCCCAUUCGAGUGUGCUUUGUUCCGGUCAAAGGUUCUUGCCACUGGAAGUGAGGAGAAAAUCACCAUCCAGUAUCUGGAGUUUGGCAAUUCGGGCGACGUCUCCUGGAAAGAAUGUCGCAGUAUUGUCGAUGAAUCUCUCAAAUUUGCCCCCCUUCUAACCUUCCCGGUAGCCCUGGAGGGUGUCGGGAUUGGGCAGUUGACCAAGCCGAUGAAGGAAAUGCUCAUCUCGCUGGAGCACACGGACGAUCUGGAGCUGAUGAGAGUCGAUACUUCACCGGACAGUGAUGUCCGGGAAGUGGUGUUGCGGCGCCCCAAGCAAUCCGAGACUUUGAACAUGCAGCUGAUGGAGAUGCGCGACAAGGAAGUUCAACAGCGGGCAGAAAAGGAACGCCAACAAAAGGAGAAGGAAAAAGCGGAUAAGGAAAAGGAGCAGGCAGAGAAGGAACGCGAAAAGCGCUCGGCUAUAGCCGAUCCUAGCACCUACAAGCCGGUGUUCUUCGAUGAGGCGAUCCGAACCAAGCAGCUCGAGUUUGAUAAGGUCCAGCGCCUGUUUAUAGUCGACGCGAGCGAAGUGUUCGAAUCGAACAUCAUUUCGGUGAUUACGGGAGACGAUCUGGACCAGUACGGCCAGGUUGUGGACCAGCUGACCGGCAUCGGCCCUAAGGAUCCAAAUCCGUACAUGCCAACCCAGGAGGGCGAAGUCGUUAUCGUGAGAUAUGAAGGAGCCGAUUGGUCCCGGGCACUGUUCGACAUCAAGGAGGGCAAUUUCUUGCUGCUGGAUAUCGGUAGCUUUGCAUCGAUUCCGAAGGAAAACAUUCGGCGUUUCCCGCCCGGGCUGAGCCGGGUUGUGUACAACAACGAAGUCGAAGUGAAAAAUCUGGACGCGCUGAAGGGAAUGAUGACCGAUGGCAAGCCUGAAUCGGUCCACGGUAGAAUGAUCGAAGCGAUGGUGAACAGCCCUGAUGAAGGCAUCGCAACGAUUAGUAUCAUCGUUAAGUAAUUCUGCAUUCUCUUUGAGUGUUGUCCCAGCUUAUUUGGUGAGCUUGUUUAUUUUUAUUGUCUACACAUCUUACAAUUAAGUCUCGUUGUGGCUUGUUGUAAGUUAUAUAGUUUAUUCUGAAAGUACCGUCGGCUUACCAAAAGUUUCCCUCUGGUUUAAAUUUGACUUACUUUAUUUUAAAAUUAUAUUUGUCCGAUAUAGUUUAGAUUUAAGAAUUGAAAAAAUAAUGCAACACAAAAAUACUUGAGGAAAGCAAGAUUAUGAUUAGUAAUCUUAAUCAACUGAUUAGAUCAGCGAUGAUUAAGUUUUGAAAGAGCGAAACAUAUUUGAAUAAAAAUGCGGUAUUUGACACGCAGUCUAAAUUGUUUUGGACGAGCUGAUGAUUAAUGUUCAGCUUCCGUGUCUGCACCAAUGGCCACGCAAUUCAGCGGUGAUGAAUGGUCUCUGUGCCAUAAAAAAACAAUUUUUUGUGCGAUUCUGAAAAGAAAAUCACUGACACGUGGUAAAACUAACGUACUUUGAGAGACAAAUGUAAAAGCAGGAAAUUUGUCAUUGCAACGUCACAAAAAACGUGAAUUUGUAAAAAAAUCGGUGUAUCAAAGGCCGCGCACUUCAUUCAGGUUCGAACAAUUACGGUAUCCAAACAGUUUGAAAAGUGGCGGCACAUUGGAAAUACACGAGGAAAUUGUCCAACCAACACUAAAUAGAGACGAAUUGUAAUCGAACCUCAAAUUUCCAACACGUCGUAGCAAUUUGCAAUCAGAUAAUCAGUUUUUCUGAUUUUUUUCUUCUAAAAAUGGCGUUUUCAGUCCAUUACCCAAUAUAUGGUGUAAAAUAUUGAUGAAGAAGUCUGUUUGUUAAACUACUGUAACCUUUGUUACCUUCUCGAAGAACUUCUCUUCGUUGAACGGCUGAUACCGAGGGAUGAAUCAUCCUAUUGGAUGAAAAUCCCAAGAAGAUAAAAAGAACGACUGAUAUAUACUAUAAGAUUUUCCGUGCGCGGGGAUAGAAACCUUCUUAAUCAAGUGUAUAAAAUUGUCAUUUUUUUCCGCGACUGAACGACACUUUUCUUUUCAAAUGUUUCAUAACUUUUGUUUGUUCCUGACCUCGAAAAGAAAAAUAAAUUUAUUUCAGUAGUGAAAGGUAUCCGAAAAUAUGAAACAUGAACAUUUUCGUUGUUGAUUUUCGGAGAAAAUAAUAAUUAAAGUUGAAAGUGCGUGGCCAUUGUGUCUCGCACGGUAUAUUAAUUUCGCAUCGAACUGAACAAAAACUUCCUUCCUGUACGCAAAUUUACUUUCAAGUUGAAACGUAAGCCAACCAAAAACCAAUACUAAUUCCUAACGUAAGCUAUUCAAAAAAUUCCGUUAGAAAACCACAUGGUGGUCAAGUAUAUACUUAUACUUAUAUCUGUUUAGAGUUUAAAAUUUAAAUCUUUAAAAGCCCAGAUUCACAUUACAAUUACUACGAUAGACGCGGUUGUAUACUGUUUACCGGAAUUCCAUUUACCGGAAGUACCAUUUACCGGAAUACCAUUUACCGGAAUGUACUAUUUACCGGAAUUCCAUUUACCGGACUAUACCAUUUACCGGAAAACCAUUUACCGGACUAUACCAUUUACCGGAAAACCAUUUACCAGAACUACCAUUUACCGGAAUUUCUUUGAUACCUAACAAUUUGGGUUGUACCCCGUUUCCCUAAAAUUUUCGCCAGAAUUUACCAUUCUUCAAUAGAAAAUUUCGCCUGAAAGACCAUUUUCCAGAGUAUUGAAUAUUUUUAUACAAUCGAAUCCGAAAAUAAGAACUUUUUCCAAAAAAAGGGGUUUGAAAUAUUAUUUUUUGGGGCAAAGCCGCAACCAACGAGGAUGAAGGGACUGAGGCGGCACAAAGCCGCCGAGGCUCCCAAAUCCGAGGUGGCCGCCGACCCGCCGUCGGAAGCGGCGGCCCUAUUACAUUGGUCUAGGUCUGUCGGGGCUUCAUAGGUCUGCCUGAAAGCUAGGGGUGAUCCCUUAGCCCCGUCCGCCACGCGACAGCGUGAAGGACAAUAUGUCUUUCAAGUUCGAACGCGCAGCGUGAGGAGUCGGAUACUAAAUCACUGGUUAUCAUGAUAUCAAUUAAUGUACCCAAAUCUUGACCAAAAAUCAUUCUGGGCUUCAGUUCACGGGUAAACGGGAUACAAUAAUAGAUUUGUCAUUAAAAACUCUUAUUCCGGUAAAUGGCAUUCCGGUAAAUGGUUCAUUCCGGUAAAUAGCAUUCCGGUAAACGGUUCAUUCCGGUAAAUGAAUUUCCGGUAAAAAGCAUUCCGGUAAAUGGUUUUCCGGUAAAUGGAAUUCCGGUAAACAGUAUACAACCGAUAGACGCUACUCGAUUCUAGUUUCAUUUGUACUUGGCAAAUGAAAGACUUAUCACUGAUUUCUAUUCUAUUCCUCUAAUUUCUUCGUUCGAAAAAGUGUGUUCAAUUAGUUAAAGAUACCAACAGUAAAUUAAAAAAAAAGAAAUCAACGUUUUCGGCCCACAUGAAUGUUUUCGGACCUUGAUAUUCCUAACGUUUCUAGGUUUCAAUGUUAUUUCUGCAGUUGCUCGAUCUAACUGUAAAUAUUGACACUAAGCUCUAGCUCUGACCCUCGGAUAUCAAUGGCUAUUUGGAGCUAAAAAAGGGGAAAAUAUAUUUAUCAUCAGGUACAUCAACAAGUACACUUGGGUUCUUUUUUUAUUAGUCGUUAACCCAGGUGGUAAAUCCUUUUUACGGAUUGCAUUCCAAGGCGCGGCGAGCCACCGCGUCCCUCCCCCCAGUUUGCUACUCUGGGUCCAUGGGUGCAAUUGGACGACUCAUGAUACUAUGUACCCCUAAAAAUCCACCUGGGGCCUCUGGCCAUAAUUCCCAUGCGGACCUGCAACGAAGGCUAUACCCGACAUGGGAGACCAUACUCGCGCAAUGCUUUCCACGGCAAAUACUCGUUUUUAUACGUGCUACACCAGCAAUCAUCAUCCACUCUUUGUCACGAUUCACGACUCACGGAUUGGCAGUCCGUUCGCCGCUACUCGUGACUCGAGGCCCUCUUACAUUCCUCCUCUUGACACGAAUUGAGGCGUCAAUACCCACCUCUCCUCGUGUCUCGAGAGCCCUCGUUCAAAACGUCUCUUGACCCAAUUCGAGACGAGAACAACUCGCCUCUCCUCGGGUCUGGAGAUAACCACUCAUCCUACUAUUUCUCCGAGAUUUCUCAUCAAGACUCAACCUGAGGCCCAUCCGCUGGGCGCCACAUGUUACGGCACAAGGCCCCUCUGUCUGUCGUGAGUCAAUCGUAUCCGCGAGUCGGGGCCAGGAACCUCCCCAAAAGGCAGAUCGAUCGAAACCCGCUCAAACAUUUGGUCGUCCCGCAUAUCGGGGUCGCGACUACCCGAUACACGUUCCGACCCUCCCUCUUGCAACUGAGCACUGGUACCAAGGUGCCCAGUCACACCACGUUUUGUCACCCUCGGCACGCAGCCCGUCGGUAGCUGACUGUACCAAGUGUGACGUGUAGUUCUCUUGGCCGUACAUCUACAGGUGACAAGUCUGUAGACACGUUUGCACUCUGCACCACGGGGAAGUGGAACUACGUCGCAGAGCUAGGGUUCUAACGCUAAGACCCGGUACACCUCUAACCGGAACAACAACGCCGGUCACAUCAUCUAUCAAAGGAAAGGUACCUACAAUAUUUUAGUUGAAUAUUGCGCAGUAAGGAAUUUCUAUUACUUAGCCUCUUAACGAUUCAUAAACCCGUAUGUGCAUUGAUAGUUUUUCCAGUGCUCCAUGGGAAGUAAGUGUCGUCCACUAAUUCGGAAAGGAUAUCUUGGAAUGGGCGUUUCCUGAAUGGGUAAAUCAAGAGGGUGUCGAUCGUACUUUGACUCGUUACAGACUCGGAUGAAUGUUUGGAUAGUUUGGGUAUUUUUCGGAAGAUAGAACCACGCGAUGAGCUCUCAAAUGAGUUUCUCGGAUGAUUCUUUGUUGUUCCUCUGGGUCUGAGACAUCUUUCAAGAUUUUUUGUGUAAAGCGAAUUUUACAAACAGAAAAACUGUUUGUAAACCUCUUGAAGCUUACCCAAAAUCUCCUUGGAGGUGUGCAAACCGUUGAAUUUUGUAGGAUCAAAAAAUUCCUUAAGUAAUAUUGCCAAAGUUUGGUCAGUUAAGCUAAUUCUCUUAAUGACAGUCCGUCGUAUUCCUGGAAAAGGAUGUGUGAUUGAUUAUUGGGUAUGGUUUAUCGUUCACUUUUCGAUGAUUAUUUGGUUUCUAAAUGCGUUAAGAGGAGCUUCUGUUGAUAAAAUGUAAUUGGGAUCAUCGUCCUCUGCGGAAUGUUGCGUUGGCGUGAGCGAAUGGAUUUGUAUGCGACUUAAGGCGUCUGCUACCACAUUGCUUUUUCCAGGUUUAUACACGAUUUCAUAGUCGUGCUCUUCUUAAUACGAUUUCCAAUUCUUUAAUUUUACAUUAGUGUUUCUAGGAGACAGUGAACAUGUCAAUGGUUGAUGGUCCGUGACAACCAUAAAUGUAAUUCCUAAACACUUUAAGAGCCCAGUAAAUGGCAAGCAAUUCUUUCUCCGUUGUCGAAUAGUUCUCUACAGUUCUGUUCAAAGUUCUUGGAGUAAAAUGAAUUGGUUUGUCUUUACCCAUUUCACCUUGACUCAACACGGUACCAAUAGCGAAUUUUGAUGCAACCGUAGUUAUUAAAAAGGGCUUUUUGAAGUCUGGAUAAAUUAAAACGUGACUUCCAGUAAGUGUCGUUCUAAUGGGUUCGAAACAAUCCCUUUCUUGUUGAUUUAUCGUAUUUUUUUUCUUAGAACUAUUUGAAUUCCUCUCACCUCUUAAAAGGUUUGUUAAAGGUUUUGCUACCUUAGCAAAAUUUUUCACGAAUCUCCUGUAACAUCCUACUAUGCCUAAGAAUCCCCUUAGUUGUUUGAGAUCUUUAGGUUCUGCAAAGAUUUUAAUGACUUCCAUUUUUUUCUCGUUCGGUUUGAUUCCAUUGUCGGCAAUAACAUAUCCUAAAAAUUCAAUGGAACUAUGCAAAAAUUCGGAUUUGUCACAUAUGACUUUGAGUUUGACAUUUUUAAGAAUUAGUAAGACGACUUUCAAGUUUUUGUUGCGUUCUUCUGAAAUUUUUCCCAAACACAUUUACGUCGUCAAUAUAGACAUAACAACGUUUUCCAAUUUCCUCUCGAAGGACAUCAUUCAUUGCUUUCUGAAAGAUCGCAGGAGCAUUUUUCAGGCCAAAUGGUAUACGAAGGAACUCGUAUUUGCCAUAGUUGAUCGGAAAGGCAGUUUUUUCGAUGUCUUAGGUUCAUCUUAAUUUGAUGAACACCAGAAGCUAAGUCCAGUGUUGUAAAAUAUUUAUUCCCUCCAAGUUGGUCAAGAAUGUUGAACAUUAUCCGGCAUCGGAUAUUUAUCAGGUAGCGUUUUUUGGUUUAAUUUUCUAUAGUCAAUGGCAAGACUAAAUUUUCAUGAACUUUCAUGGAGUCACUUGCGCUUCGGCGUUGAGCUACUGGCCAGCGGGCUGUGCUAAGCUUUGCGGUCUAACAUUUUAACAAAACCUGGAGGGUGGAACUCCAAGCCCCCAUAUAAAAGUGACCAAUGCUAUUUGGCUAUAUAUAGCUUUACUAUCGAGUAGUAGUUCUCGAUGCUUUCCGUUUUGUCCAUGCUCAAUGAUUUAGGCUAAUUGUCGGAGGUCAUAAGGUGCUGCUUAUCAGCGUGAUAAAGUUUUAAAACCUCUUUAAUAUUUUCCCAUUGUGUGGAAGUGGUGAUGAGCGUAUUAUUGGCCUCACCUUUUAUUUUCUACGGAUGGUUUUUAUUAACAGAUGAUACUGAAAUGUAUCCCUCAAAUCGUCAAAUAGUUCAAACAUCAAUGAGCUUCAAUCUCUUGGAUUUCCAUUAAAAUCAGGUAAAUCCCUAACAACUUGAGGGAUUUUAUCUCGAUCUUCGAAAUUGCUAUUAGUAUGCAAUUCGCGAUUAUAGGUUUUCAAUUAUGUUUUAAAGAUUUUUAGUUUGUUUUUACUUUGAGUUGGUAAGUCACUUUGUGAUAUUUUAGCAGGUCAUUUACGGUUGGUCCGGGCUUGCUGCUGUGUUGUUAAUAUGCGAUUCGCAUUUAGAGAUUUUUUAUUUUUACUUAAAAUUAUUUCUUUCGUUUUUAGAGCUCAGAGCUUAGAUAAACCGUACAUUUCAGUAGUUGCUACUCCGUGAUUGACGAGAACCAUCAAAAUUGUACAUAGAUCCAAAUAAAUGGGUCUUGGGAUUAGCUUACCAUUCUCUGUGUACACGUUUCGAUGGUUCCUAAUCAUAUAUGAUCAAUAACGGCGCCAGCCACGUCCUUACGGUUCAUCGGGGACAGGGAAGGAUUGUUAGUUCGACUUCCGCUGCUACUAGAGACCGAAUACACCUCUAAAUCUUCACGGUCGUCUCAGGAAGGGUGGUUUGUUAGUGGGGAAGGUAAAUAAGAUCUGGAUUCCCUUUGGGAAGGGAUGUGGUCAAAGCAAUGUUAAAUAUUUAAUGAUCGUCGGGUCGCACACAAUCGAGUACAUUACGUUUUUAUUUAGAGCGAAUACGUCCUAACGUGGCAUUUUUAUACACUUACAAUGCUCUUGGCACAUGUGCAACUCACCGAAAUUGUCGCGCGCUUAAAACGAGAAGAGCAAAACGUCCUAACUUGGCAUUGUCAUACACGUGCAAUGUACUUCGCACCGGUGUAACUCACCGAAUUUUACCGCGCACAUAAGACGAAAAGAGCAAAGCGUCCUAACGUGGCACUGUCAUACACGUACAAUGCACUUGGCACAUGUGCAACACACCGAAUUUUAACGCGCGCUUGAAACGAGAAGAGAAAAACGUCCAACGUGGCAUUGUCAUACACGUACAAUGCACAAUUUAAUCGCGCGCUUAAAAUGAGAAGAGCAAAACGUCUUAACGUGGCAUUGUCAUACACGUACAAUGCAUUUGGCACCGGUACAACUCACCGAAUUUUACCACGCGUUAAAAACGAUAAGAGCAAGAACGACAUAACGAGCGAAAACGUUCUAACGCAUUAAGCAAACGGGGAGAGAAAGAGAAAAAAACGCAUCCGAUCGCGCCUCGCUUGCCUGAUGUUCUCUUUUCCCAAGCAACUGAACGGAGGAGGAAAUCUCCAUUGUUGCUCUCUUGCUGUUCCUUCUUUGCACUCCUAUAUCUAACACCUCAAAACCGAAAUUUAAAAAACUAUCAACAAAACACACGUUCACCUGGGAACAGGGUUCCCUUCCUCUCCUUGAAAUUAUUUCUUUCGUUUUUAAUUUAUACUCAAAAAAAAAACAGGGAGUACGAUAACGUACUGCGAGACAUCGCUUAGAUCCUUCUUGGUACUAUUUGUUUUUCCGGGUCGGUGCCAAGUUUCCAGUGUGCUUCUUCGACUACCUUUCGGGACCCAAGUCGAUCGUCUUGGCGAUGAUGAAGCUGGGUCCAGUCCUCGAAGUCCUUUCUUGGAGGCUCAGGACAGCGCAAAUAACAAUUUGGCUUUCAACUAAAAAAUGUCGUCAUCAAUGAAUGUUGGUGUCUAAACGAGCCGCUAGUGUCAGCCAGCAUAAAAUGUGCUACUGGGUACCGGUGCGUUGCUGAUUGGCUGCUGUCGUGUGGUUUCACCUGGGUUCGGUUGAUACGGUGGUAACUUACAUUUUAUGAAUUCUGAGUUAUGUAAUUACACUUUUGGAACGUUCUUCACGAAUAGAGUCAACAGAAAGCGUAUACUAAACAUCUGGACGACUUUUUUUUUUAGUUGGUAGCUACAGGUGGUAAAUCCCGGUUUACGGAUUGUAUCCCAAGGAACGGCGAACCUCCGGGUACCCACCCCCCAUUUAAACUCUAGUUCCAUGGAUGCAAAUGAUGACUCAUGAUACUAUGUACCCAUACAAUAUAAAGUCCAUUUGGGGCCACUGGCCGUCAUUCCCGUGAUGGGAGACCAUACUGACUCGUGAGACUCGUGACUUGAUACUCUCUUUCACUCAGCCCUCUUGACCCGAUUCGAGACGAGACUAUACCUCGCCUUUCCUCUUGUCUUGAAAGCCCUCUUUCGGCUGGGAAGGAUGGCAAUGCAGUGCAGCUGAACUUGUCCAGCCUAGUCCAGCCUUCACCACCUUCUGGAUACUGGGUUCGCCGUAGAGUCGCGCGAGCUCGUGGUUCAUCCUUCGCCUCCACACUCCGUCUUCUGCACGCCGUCUAAGGUGGGCCUUAGCGUCAAAGAUGGCUUGAACCCUCUCCGGAUACUGGCAUGUCCGAGGGAGACCCAUGUACGCUCGUAGGUCGGACUCCCCUUGGUAUCUAACUAGAGCCUCUCGUGAGACCCAUGCAAGAUUCCGGUAUUUGUUAGCGGCAAUCCCCUCUAACGAAUGGACAAACCCAUAAUAAGGGUUUCUGUCUAUGAGACGGAAUGCGUUCAUUGCAAUGCGGGCUUCUCCGGGGAACAAGCCCAUUACUCUUCCCCAAGGGAAGUUUGGAACCAAAUCGAGAGCCCUCUUAAUUAGUGUAAUACACGUUAAACCAGCUAGGGCCGCCUGCCUGACGAUGAUCCUGAGUCUCAUAUUCUCUUCAGGGAUAAUCUGUUCGAUGGUUCUGAAGCGCUCUGCCACAUUCUCGUCCGUGAAUGUAAUCGGGAAUCUGUCAUGGUAUCUUCGAAUUAGGUCAACAGAGAGGGAUAUCUGUCGACCCAGGUCGGUGCAGACUCCUUCCAUGAUCCUCUCUAGGCAUUGUGUUGUUACUAUGCCCUUUUUGGCGACCGCUGUGACCGCGCAAGCAUACGCGGCUACCGGGGUCACAUACGGACGUGAGUCAGGAUCAGCCCUAAUCCUUACCAUAACUUCGUUGAAAACUGCUUCAGCAUUAGCCGGGUCUAUGAGGGCAACGUCAGCGGCUUCGGAACCUCUUGCAUUAUCUGGUCUCAGUGGAGUACCUUGUGUAAGGUCACAGCAUGCAAUCAUGUCCGGGUUCCUCAACACGGCAACGCAAGCAGCGUGCAAAAUCCCAUCCGCAGUAUCAGGGUCUGCCAUCCUCUCAUUCUGAUAAAGUCCAGUCAUCUCCGCUACCAUCAAAACUUGGAGGGCGACCCUACUAUUUUCCAUAAUAGCCAGCAUUCUGGACUGGCAUAUUACAUUGAUCAACAUAGGCAUCCAAAGCAUCCGGUCAUCUCCAGCGAGUCUAGUGACCAGACGAGAGGUCUUGAAAAUCAGUUGUCGAUACACGGUUGGGCCUGAUAGGAAGUGACUUCUAAGAUCAUCCAUCCAGUAAAUGGAUGAAUUCGCUUGCAGUUCAUUUUUCGCUGCCACUGCAUCAUAUGCCCGUCGUACGCCGCUGGCCCUAUUUGCCUCCAGUGACGCGGGAAGCUGCCCAGGCAAUGGCGCGACUUCUUGGUUUCCCUGAGAGGCAUGGCCUCGACCCGGGGGAGUCGAAGACGAAGUAGAGGCACGCGGAACUGGAUCUGACAUAGUUGGUAAAAGUACUUCCCUACAAUCUGUCGUAGACGCUAACUCAAGACUGCUUGAGCCGGUGGAAUAGUCCUUUUGGAGGCGAGGGUUUGUAGGAGGUGUUGACGAUUUGGUUUUUGUGCUUAGGGUUUCUUCGGUUGCCGAUCUGACUGGCUGAGCAGUCAAGACUAACCUCUGUUCUAGGGCCUCUGAGACAGUUUGUUCUUCUGAGAUUUCCUCCUGCGGACUAGCUUGCGCUAGACCGGUAGGUUUUAGACUGCUCUUGUCAGCCGAAGGUUUUCUAUUUUUCCUUCCUAUUUUGCCUGAGCUUCUGCAGAUACUAACGUAAUCUGAAUACGCGAAGUACCGGAUACUGCGGAUAAUAUAACCCGGAAAUAUGAGCUUACACGCCAAUAUUCCCUCUUGGCUUAAUUGCUCUUUAGUCAACAGUAAUUUCUCCUGGGGGAACUCAAACACAGUGUCUCCGAUGUGAAAUCUGACGUCCUGUAAACUCGGCUUGGAUUUAAACGCUCUUGAUACGGUCGGUUUGUCUCGGAUAUAAUCAAAUUCCUCUUUCACUAACAUUUGCGCCUUCUGGCCUUCUGGAACACAGUUGCAGCAGAGCUUCAUCUCUCUGAGCUUUCUUCGCCGCUUCUGAACAUUCAUUCCUACGAAUAUUGGGCAUUUGUCGUUUUUAUGCUGGCCGUUACAGAAGUCGCAUGCAUCUUCCGAUGCUGCUAUUGCUGCAUGCGAUGAUUUCGAGGCUCCUCCUUUGAACGAUGCAAACUUUGAAGUCUUGGACGUUCCAACUGUUGUGGCGGUCUCGCAGCGCUCCAAUAUCACAACUCGCUGUCUCAGGAACUCGAUCAUGUCAUCAUAUUGUGGUAGCUCCGUUUGAUCAAAUGAGGCUUCCCACAACUCACGGGUUUGAUCAUCCAGUGCACGUGUCAGCAAUGUCACCACGAACAUUUGUGACAUACCAGUCAGAGGUUGGUCUAGCUUGACUAGGUUGUCAAUGUGUCGAGUACACUCGUCCACCAGAUUCCGCAGCUCUUUGGAACUUUUCCUUUGAACCUUCGUCAUGUUCAGGAGUCCCAGAAUGUGACUUUCCAAUAUGAGACGCUUGUUUCCAAAUCGUUGCUCCAAUAUCUCCCACGCUCGUUCGUAAUGGUUGUUUUGUAGCGUCUCAAUGUCUAUUACCCCUGCAGCUUCACCCUUGAGCGAAUUUUCCAGAUGGUAUAGCUUAACCGCAUCUGAAUCAUUAGUUCGCUCUAUAAGGUCCUUAAACAUGGCCUUGAAGCGUGGCCAUGCUUCAUAGCGACCAUCGAAUGUGGGUAACGGCGCACGGUAGGCUUGUGUGUUAACUAUCACUUGACCUGGCAUUGGUGCGGCAACGGCGUGGGCUGGGGCUCGCUGAUUGUCCCUUUGCAGCACAUCCAUCAGGAUCUCGAUCUUUAUUGAGGCCUCGUUGUAGGCUUCUUCAAACUCAAUAAAUUUCUCCUCCUGUGCUUCGGCAUCUUCGGGUACGGCUUCAAUAAUGGAAUUAUGAAUCUCGUUGUAUUCAUUAUACAUGGCUUGAAGGUUUCUGGCAUGAACCCUCAGAGCUGGCAAGGAAAGUGUUCCUUCAUCCGAUUCCAGAAUAUUCAGUAAUCGGGUCACCUUUGCCUUGACCCGGCCACGUCGGAUGUUGAGCUUCGAAAUUUCUUCAGGCCUUUCCAUUUUCUGGUUGGGAGUGCGAGGUAGCAUCUCCGUAACCGCAGACUCCUUUCCAAUCACUCACGAAUGUGUCCUAUAUUCGCCGCAGUAGAACACGCAAGAAUUCGCCGGCGCACGAUAUCACACGUCUACUAAUCGGCGACCGCGACGAAAACCGUAACUAAACUUUCGCACCGCGACGUGGUUCUCUCCAACGACGGCGGGUAAAUCGCGAAUGUCACGUUGUUCGAGCCACGUGACACGCUCGGUUCGCGUUGUCAGCCACGCGAAACGCUUCUUCACCAGUUCCGAUCCGGCUCGAAGGACCAAAUGUUUCGAAGCGGAUGUUUUUUAACGUGUGAAAAUUUAUUGUUUUUAAUACAUUUGCCUUAAAGACCAUUACGGAUGGUGCGUAGGGACUUGGUGUUCACGGCAUUUUUGGAGGAUUUGCCGUAAUGUGAAGAUCUGGUCCGUCGUAGACCGUCUCUCCUUCAAGCCUGCCUGAAGACUUCUCACGAAACUUUUUGCUUGUGGCGUUAGGCGGUGGAGUAUGAUUCAGCACUUUGUAGGCGGCAUUGAGGACAGUGAUCGUUCGGUAGUUCUCACAGUCCAAUUUGUCGCCCUUCUUGUAGAUGGGGCAUAUGACCCCUUCCUUCCACUCCUCCGGUAGCUUUUCUGUGUCCCAGAUCCGGACCAUCAACCGGUGUAGGCAAUCGGCCAAUUUGUCCGGUUGCCAUAGAUCGAGUUAAUUGGAGCAAUACUGUUCAUCUGGUUAUGUCGUGAGUCGGACAUCCAUGUAAAUAUAGUAACUGAAAUUUUACUGGUAAGGAGGAACUUCGGUUCUCAUAAAUCUUAAAGGAAACAGGGUGUUAUUUAAGUUUUUGGGAAACUCGAUCGAAUCCAGUUUGAUUUUUAAAAUUUCUUUCUUCUACAGCUGCGUCACAGGCCACUUUUAGCGUUCUGGGUUGUACGGCUCUGGAAUUUCCGCCAAUUGGCUCGAGAAUGCCAGCUAAGAAAACUUGAAGGGCGUUAGCGGUAGCCCUUGAAACGUCGAAAUCGAAGUACUCGGCGAAGCGGUUGAAAGUUCUCAAAAUUCCAAUAAGAGCGCUGUUGGCUCCGUAGUUAUUCAGCCGGAUGGGAACAUAGAGCUGUAGAUUUUGGUUCCUUAAUCCUCGGGGUCGCACACUGAGAGGAAUAGCCUCCAGCAGCAUGGGAGAGUCAAUCCUCGACGCAAAGAGAUCCGCUACGACUAGAGCACGUGCAGCGUUACGACAAAUUUGAAGCGUGUCUAAAUCAAUUAGGCGGAAACGGUUUUCGUAACUGGGUAAACGAAACGGAUCUAACCAGUUCAAGUGUCGCAGGGCAUACCGUAUGAAACGCCGCUGGAUAGCCUCUAUUCGUUCAGCUCCGUUCUGGUAAAAUGGGCACCAAACUAAAGAUGUAUAUUCAAGCGUUGAGCGAACUAUGCUGCAAUACAGACUUUUUAGGCAGUACACAUCUUUAAACUCCUUUGUUACGCGAAAUAAGAAGCCAAGACUUCUAGACGCUUUAUCGUCGCCUUGUAAUUCGUAUGAGUCUUAAACUCCAGCCGAUGGUCUAGGAUAACGCCCAAAUCGUUGAUGUGGUCCACCCGGGCGAUGGUUUCGUUCCCAAGAAUGUACUCUGCGUGAAGAGGGUUCGUUAAAAUCGUUAAAAUAGAUGACAAAAAUUAUCAUUCCCAAGUGGCUUCCCUGGGGCACACCUGAACAAGCAGAAAAUUGUCUUAAAAAGUAAUUUCCAGUUUGCACUGAUAACUUUCGUCCCGUUAAAUAGCUUCGAAACCAGUCCAGUAGGGAUCCACAGAAUCCUAAGCGUUUAAGUUUAGCAAUAGCAAUAUCGUGGUUUACUUUAUCGAAAGCAGCCGACAGAUCAGUAUAGAUGGCGUCAGUUUGUGACUUCAUGGUGAAGCUAUCUUGCACGAACGAUGUAAAGUAUUGUUUUGAGGACGAGAAAAUCGGAUCCUUUAGCAACAUCUUUCUGUGAAUAACAAUUAAAUGAAAGCUAACUAUUUUAAUUUUUUCCUUUCCGGUUUAUUGAGGACCAGUAUGAUAAGAAAUAAUAUCAUGGUUAACAUAAUUAAAAAAAUUAUGUUCUGAAGAAUGAUCGUACUUUUGAUUAAAUGCCUCCCAUCAGGUUCUGCACAGUAGCUUUUGUGCAUUUCUUGGAUGCCGCCUUGCAAUUUUUCUCAAAUUCUUCCAUGCUUUGAGAAACUGUCUCUUCCGGCUUGUUCAAAUAUUUUGUUUUGUUUUGUAUUUCGUUUGCUUCCCUGUCUUCGGGAGUGAGGUGAAUUUCGAAGAGCUCCUGACCGUCUGGAAUUUCUUCGGUGUUCAAAUUUUGUUUUUUGUUACUUCUAAGUGUAUAUGUGUAAUUCAUGAAACUAUUGUUUUUACUAUUCUCUCUUUUUCAAUUUUCUGUUACAGAGUAUGAUUUGUUAACUGACUCAUACACUCAGGCCAAAUCUUAUUAUAAUUUUCAUAAGAUACGUCUUAUGAACCCCUUUUUUGCGUCCAAACUAAGUUUUCAUAAGAGUCUUAUGAAAUUCUUUCAAUUUUCAUACGAAGUUCUUAUGGAAAAUAGAAGAAACGGCAUUGUGGAAAAAUUAUGAACACAUUCAUUCCAUCAGUAAUUUUUCAGUCGUCAAACGAAGUAGUGGAGUAAUUAGUUUUAUUCUUUUAAAUGGUAAGUUUGAAUUGAAGUUUAUUUUUGUAAUCGUUAAACAUAUUUUUAAAGGUAAACUCUAUGUUUUUUGUUUACUUUUCAGCACGUUGACCGGGAAAAAAAUCGAAGGUCAAAACACCGUAUGCGGCCGAACAAAUUCUUUGGAACCGGGUAUGGAUGUGUUGCUGAUGGUGACCAUAAUGAAUGUAAUUCCGAGCCAAUUAGCCGAACAAUAAAAUAAAUUUUUAACAUCAAUUGUUUUGAAUUAUUUUCAUCGAACGUGACAUUUCCUGUUUUUAUAAGACCCUCUUAUGAAAAGUCCCAACCUCUCAUUGAAGCAGGUGUUCAUCUGCAGAGUUCAUUCGCGUCAUAAGAUAAUCUUAUGAAUUUCAUUGAUUUUUCUUAUGGCGCCACUUCAUAAGAGAAUCUUAUGGCAUGUAUAAUAGUAUUUUUCUGAGUGUAUAUUAUCGGUAGCCCGUUGGAAACCAGUCGGAGCGUUUUUUGAACCGAACGGUAUUCUUGUAGAUUCUUAUUUUAUGAUUCUUUUUCUAUGGUUGUGAUGAAGAUGGUUUAUUAUUUUAUUCAAAAUUUUGUUCGUUAUCAACAUGGGUCUCUGUUAGAAAGUGGAUGGGCGAUAAUCAUUAUGAUCUAAAUGAUCAUUAGGCUGUUCUCGCAGAGCCAUCGAAUGGCUUAGCUACUUACAAAGCCAAACCCAAAUCUAACGUUUGUGGUUUCGUCGAAAGAUUCAGUUUCGAAAUCUGUGCCAGAUACGCACUGGUCACUGCUGCUAGCUUUGCCGCUAACUCACUUAUCUUCUGUCAGAACUCCGAUACGGUCUUUCUAUUAUAUUGCUAGCCAUUUCAGCAUGGCUUGUGGCUAAAUUUAACUGGCCAUCGUCCCCAAAGGACUCGUGAUGGGCAGUAUUAAGGCAUGUAGACGAGAAGAAAGUAAACCUCAUGCUUGAUAAUAGUAAUCAUAUUUUUUCUAUUCGCUCUUAUUUUAUUAUUAAAGUACUACUACUUUAAAUGUAGAUAUUAACCAACCAAUGUCGUCGAUAAAAUAAUGAGCGAAACGCGAUCAUUACACUUGGAGUGCAGUUCACGGCUAUCUUCAGCUUUUUGGAUUUCGAUUCCGUGCCUCCCAUCAUUUUGGGAAAACUUGAGUUUCACUGAAUAAUCUUGUGCCUAUCUUUUGACGGUCGCCAUGUUGCCACUCUUUUAUCUGUCGUUAUCCCAGGUUUCUGUCGUCACUUACUUUGUCCUUGGUUCCUAUACCAUGGACCGCAACGAAUCUGUUUGUUCCUUGGGGUGCACCCUUGUUUGGACAAAACAUUGAAAACAACGUCGUUUUUUUCAAUCCGGUUUCAUCAUCGAACACUUUAACAUUCAUAGUUAUCCAUCAAGUUUUUCCCCAAUGUAAGCUUCCGUGAAAUUUCUACUCAAACGAGGGAGUUGUACCUUAUCAAUAAUUUUUCCAUAAUAUACUAAGACUAUGUAUUCAAUGAACCUAAAAAUUCGAGAAAGAAUAUUAUAAUUCAGGAUGAAAUGUCAUUACCAAUUGUAAUUUUUAUCAACACAUGGAAACAUAAAACUACUUUUCCAUGUUCUUAUUUGGAAAUCACUUAUAUAAGUUUGAAUAAAUGUUUAAUGACACCAGGA